Histoplasma capsulatum G186AR is the source of this 345-nucleotide messenger RNA. RefSeq lists its product as uncharacterized. Bases 1 to 345 code for a protein of 114 amino acids. The transcript has 3 exons. NCBI's taxonomy places the organism in Eukaryota, Fungi, Ascomycota, Eurotiomycetes, Onygenales, Ajellomycetaceae. The record is from RefSeq and is a predicted model, not a curated record.
AUGAUGCCGACUUGGCGCGCUGGCAACUUCCCCCUUCCGGCGGGAUCCAGCUUAGGGUUAGCGCCGCUCCAGCCACGCGUCCAGCCACAUCCUGGGUCAUGCCCGAGGAUACUACGGAGCAAGUCUGGACGGAGGACGGAUAGUAACAUCCGUACAGUACAUAGUAGUUUCAGGGUGGCUGAACUGUCGCACUGCGCACGGCCGCACUCUAUGGACCAUGAAUACUUGUACGAGCGGCCAAUUGGCGGCGGGGAUAUGCCCCAGGCAGCUCCAGACAGCAGCUGGUGGAUUGGAUCAGCCGAACAUAAAUUUGAAGAUGAAAUUGGGCAUCGUGAUGAGAUGUAA